Ylistrum balloti is the source of this 5910-nucleotide messenger RNA. RefSeq names its product NAD kinase 2, mitochondrial-like. Gene Ontology annotation, molecular function: NAD+ kinase activity. The coding region runs from base 142 to 1404 and encodes 420 amino acids. Gene Ontology annotation, cellular component: mitochondrion. The record is from RefSeq and is a predicted model, not a curated record. Gene Ontology annotation, biological process: NAD+ metabolic process; NADP+ biosynthetic process. The transcript is spliced from 9 exons. NCBI's taxonomy places the organism in Eukaryota, Metazoa, Mollusca, Bivalvia, Pectinida, Pectinidae.
UCGGAGAUAGUUACAGCUGAACUACAGAUGGAAUUUUAGUGUUCUACUGUGUAAUAAGGAGUUUCUGAUGACGUGACUCUCUAAAUGCAUGGUCUAUGAUAUAUUUAUCUGGUCUGAAUCAAUUUCAAUGACUGUUAAACGAUGCAACGGUUAUUUUUCGCCACUUCUUUGCGACGUCCUGGUCGAUUAUACAAACACCUUGUCCAGUCUUUCAGGGACAUACAGCAUGACAGCUCAUUUUUCAACGUUAAACGCGUGGCACUUGUUUCGAAGAUGACUAGAUAUGAUUUUUUAAAGUCAACAUACAAAGAUUUAAGUGAAGGAGAAUUAAAGAAACAUUUGGAUAACAUACGGUCUGAUUAUGAGUCUCUUCACCAGCUUCAUCUGAACCAUUACAAAUGUGUUGACUUGAUCAACAGAACUUUAAAAGAUCAUGGUAUAGAGACAAAGGUUGUGAACCGAUUCCAGUACUCUGAUGAGGUUGUAGACUGGGCGGAUCUAAUUGUUACUGCUGGCGGUGACGGUACAUAUCUUUUGGCUGCCAGUAAGAUCAAAGUCAAUGACAAACCAGUCAUUGGAAUUAACACAGAUCCUAAGAGAUCUGAGGGGUAUUUGUGUCUCUCAAAAAAGCAUUUUCCUGCAGAAAACUUUGGACAAGCUGUGAAACGAAUCCUUGAAGGGAAAUUUCGAUGGAAGUGGCGUCAGCGGAUCCGGGUGACAAUGUCUGGUUUCCAUCAGAAUGACGAGCCUAUUGCCAUACACAAUCAGCAACUUUUGUACCCUGAACACCGGUUUGAGGAGCACAUCAGAGAAGCUGAGUCACAUUUUGGGGAGGAACUGGAGCAGAGGUUACACAUUCACGAAAUGCCGCCUCGAGUACUACCCGUCUUAGCUUUAAAUGAAGUGUUUAUCGGUGAGGCUCUGUCAGCAAGAGUAUCAUACUAUGAAAUCAAAAGAGAUGAAGAACCCAGUAUAAAACAGAAGAGUUCUGGGAUCACUAUAUGUACAGGAACUGGUUCUACAUCCUGGUUUUUCCACAUAAACCACCUACCAACAGAGGCUGUGAAAGAUAUACUAGGAAUAACAAAUCGCCUUACUAACUGCCAAGUAGAUUUAACAGAUCAAAAGCUGAUGUGUAAGGUUGCUUCAGAAUUUAAUAGCUCUCUCAAAUUUCCUCCUGAUGAACCAAGGAUGGCAUACACAGUGCGUGAUCCGAUUGUAAACGGUGUAUUUGAUGCUAUACGACAACAGAGAGGCUUUGCUACAAGGAUCAGGAUCAACUCUCGGAUGUGGGACGGCACACUUGUCAUAGAUGGAGAUUCUUCCUUUCACUUUAAUGAUGGAGCUGUGGCUACCAUGGAAAUGUUGGAGUCUGAUGCACUACUGACCAUCACACUUGACUGAAGACAGAAUAACAUAUUAUUUAAAACUAAGUGAUUUUUAAAGUAUUUAAAAUUCAAUGUGCAUGUGUCAAUUUCAACUGAGAUUGAAAACAUCAUUACAUGUCUCAUUGAUAGCUUUAUGUAGCUUUAUGAAAUUAAAGUGAAGUAAUUAUUGAUGUGCUAUGUUACCAUGUUAAUUCUGCUUGGCCUGUUAACCCAGUUGCUAAACACAUUCUCCAUGACGACAUGUUCCAGAAUUACAGAUCAGUGGAUGUUAAGUCCUCCAUUUUUAUUUACCUCCUAGAUUACAAUUCAAUGUUAUAUUAUGUGAAGUGCCAAAACUAGAACAUACACCUCUAGAGCUCUAUAUUUAAAAGUAUAGAUUUUUUACAUACUUUGUUCACUAUAUGCCACUCACUGCUUAAGUACUGACAAUCAGCAAUGUGCCAGUAAAGAACAGAAUAGUAAUAUUAUUUAUUUCAUAGUAGUAUUUGCUUCUUCUUGAGAAGUGAGUUAACAAAACGUCUAGCAUAACUUUUUUUAUUCAAAUCAGAGCAUUUGAAGAAGAGCAAUAUUAAAUUGUCUGCAGAAAUUCAUAUUAAAUUGCCAACAGAUAAAUAUUUGGUUCAAAUUAUUUUGAUUAUCUAUAAAAAAAUUAAUGUAAGGUCUUGGGCUCAUCAACAUCAAACUGAUUUGAAAGAUUCCAAAGAACUUCAGUGUAUUUCUGACUCUUGAGCACUCUGGCCUACAGGUGACCUCUUCCUUUCAUUAAGUUGUCUAACUUCAAAAUGAAAUUUCCUAAACAUGAGCACUCUGUUGUAUUGAUAUUUGGCUGCAGAUCACACAAUUUAUGUUGAGACAGGUGAACAAUUUUUAGCCUCUUUCAUACAAAGAUGCCUACUUGCCUCUUGCUCAGUCCUGUUUAAAACCCAGCAGGUGAGGACGCAGUAAUAUUAAAUCAACGUCUAAAUGAAACAAUUACCAUUAAAUAUUGUAAUUAUCACCCAACCGCUUUGCAGUCAUGAAGGGGAAAUUGGAUAUAACUUUUCAUAUCUUAUAGAUGUUGUUUUUAUACUACAUACACUCACAAUUACUGUGGCUUUCACAAGUUUGCAUCUUGUUCUCUUAGGAUCAAAUUUAUGGGCACUGUUACCUUUAGUAGAAUUAUCAACACCAACUGAAUUUAGAAGGAAAUAUUGAAUCUGUUGAAAUCUUCUUGUAAAUGAUAUAGAAAUGAAAUGUAUUCAUGUCCAUCAAAACAUGUUCAUAUUUCUGUCAAGUUCCUGCUGUAAGUCAACAUCAUUUUGUCUUUGAUACUUAUUUACGCAGAAAUUGUCAUCAAAAAAAUUUAUAUUAAAUAUUAAAUCACCAUCAAAAAAUCUGUAUGACAUAAUCUACGUAAGAAAUACUACCAUUAGGUAAUUCUAUUAGAUUAUUAAAUAUAUUGUAAACUCACAAUCAUAAUAGUGUUAUAAAUAAACAACAUGACAUUGGCAUAAGAUCGUACUGAAGUGCAUGAAAAAUUAUCACAUCAGAAAAUCAGACAAAAUAAUUACAGAAAAUUUUCGAUAUUUCUAAUAGUUUGAUAACAUUUACUCAAGAUUCUUUAUUUACUUUUCAUUUUCAAUCCUUGUAUACAGUCGUUUUAAGCUGCGUGUCGAUUGAUAACUUGUCUUGUGUCAUUAUAGCACAUGAUGUUUCAAAUUAAGUUUGAUUUCUGGUCCUUCUAUACCCAUAGUAAUUCUAACACCGUUCAGCAAUGGGGAGACCUAUCAUAUAGCUAUGUGCCGAUUAAGUACAACAGGUUUUACUUGUGUUUUUUUUUUUUUUUAAUUUUUCAGGUUCAUUUUCUUUUAUAAUGAUGUGUGUAAUACAAUAUUAAAAGUAUUCAAGUCUUACAAUUAUUUACUUGUGUUUCUAGUUUCCAAUUUCUAAGUAUUUGACAACCAUUUCAAGAUCAUUGCAAUAUUUAACAAAAAAAGAUGCAAAAUAAUUCCCUUACCACUUUUUAGAGGGUGAAACCAGAAACAAUUAAAAGAAUUUUUAACCCAUAAUUAAAUCUCAGAAGCUAUUGAGUGAUGCAUAAUCUAUGUGAAACACACAAUUUGAAAUAGACAUCUACUGUAAGUACACAUAUUAUAGACUUGACUUUGUUUUUUUAACAUUUUUGUGUGAUUUUCACUUUUUGUAAGUAAGAUAUAACAGGUUUUAUAAAUUUUUUAAAAAUUAUUUUGUUUUUUCUGAUCAUGAAAGUCAAUGCACUUGUUCCUUGUUAAAUAAGACAUGCCUUAAUCAGAGACAUGCAUCACUUGUUGCUGUAAACUUCUUCAUUCUUAAAAUAAUCAUUGAUCACCAUACAUUGCUUUCUUCAGGCAGUUUUAACUUGUAGUGUUAUACAAGUACUGUUUGACAGUGUUUAAGGCAUAAUGAUUUUGUUAAAGAACUAAUGUACAUAAAAUAGUGGUUGAAGUUACUUGUGACUACUAUGUACAUGGAAACUUUCAUUGCAGGACAACUUUUACCUAUUUUGUCCUUUUAUGGUAAAAGACAAAAAUGAAGGAUUGGCUAAACUUUUGUAUAUACCUCAGGUAAAUUCAGUGAUGGACAAAAAAGAUAUUGUUUAUGUGCAGGUGAAAGAAAACUGUGGAGGAAUGUUUUCUUGUACAUAGUACCAGGUAUACACAAUUGUAGAUGAUACUUCAGGAAUAUCGUAUAUCAUCUUUUAAAAUUAUUUAAAUAUUUUUUUUUGUUUUAUUUCCAAUUAUUCCUACAUUAAAGACCUCUACUUGAUAUAGAGUGUACUUAAAAGAGGGGAGUUGAGUGUGUUGGUUUCUGUAGUACACAUGUUUUUGUGUAUACGUGAGUGUAUCAUUGAUAAAUAUUUUAAGGCAAUGACAAUUCAGUUGGUAGAGUGUUGGCCUAUGUAUACUUUUUUAGUGAGGUAGCAAUCAACAAGGUAUUGUAAGGAGAUCCUGCCUCAAAAUGAUUCUGGUGUUCAUGUAAUGAUAAACCAAGUAAGCGAUCUGAAUAUUUCUGAACCAUAUAGUUCCUUUGCAUUUACUAAUUUAUCUCAGAAAUUGUGUCCCAUGACAAGACUUUAAAGUUGUAGACCCUGGAGAUUUCAGUGGACUUUUAUUUUUGAGGAUAAAGAAACUCAUUAAAAACAGAUACAUGUACAAUAAGAUGAAAUAAAUAAGGAAACAUGGCACAUAAAAAUGAAAAGUGCAAGUUAAAAAAUGUUGAAAUAGUUUUUGUUUCAGUUUUAAAGGCAAUUAAUAGCAAACUCUAAGGUAUGGUAUUCAUAACAGUUUUUGUGAGAAGAAAGCAAUUAAAACAUUAAAAAAAGAUAAAUAAAUAAGAUAAAAUCAGUAUGUAAUAAUUAUUACAGUAUUGAUUAUUGAAAAAGUAAAAGUAUUUAUAAAACCAGCGUCUGUGUCUACUUUAUAUGAAACAGAUGUCAGGUUCUGUGGUGUAAGGUCAGUAUAAAUAUGUAUAUUAAAAACAUCAGGAUUAUUUUAGUGAAAAUAUUUUUCUAUUGCCAUACAGGACUCCAGAAGUCAAUGUCUGAAUGGAAAGUAAAAUUAAAUGUAGCUGGCUACACAAGAAAAUAAAAUACAAUUAUAUAUGUUUUGUAAGUUACUGAUCAGGAACAAAGAUGAACAUUGUUAUAGGAUAAAUCUAUCCAAAAUUCCUUUUUUCCAGGACAGGUUUUUGAGAAAAGGAGUCAUAGGUUUGAUUCCUGUGUGUCACUCAGAUCUAUAAUUGUCAGUUUUCCUGUAAUACUGAUUUAGGGCAUUACAUGUAUUUAUCCUGCAACAGGUGCUGCCAUUGUCUGAAUACGCCUGCCACAUUUAUUUUUUCCGUAAUCAGCAUUGACAGAAAACAGCUGAGAAUGUGCAUGAAUUUGACGGAAUUAAUUUCUGAAUUAACUUGAAAAAUAUGUUUUACAAUAUAAAUAACUAUUGAAAUAAGUGAUUUUUUGUGUUGUAAUGAACAAGUUUAUUUACAAAAGUUUAUAAAAUUGCUGUCAUACACGUUGAAGUUUGGAACUAUAUUUCUGCAUGGAACAAUUAUUUUGGCAUACAUCAUAAGACAAAAUUUACCAUAACGUUGACGUCAGGUUAACAGAUGGAACAAAAAACUGUUGGAGUUUUGAUGGUCUCAUUUUCAGUCAAUGUUGCAGGAUAAAAAGAAUACAUUGUCAGUGCCUUAGAAUAUAUAAGCUGCAUUUUGGCUCAGGACAGAAAGGCAAAAGUGUCUUUCUUCAACCUCGCCAAAAUACAGCUUAUAUUUUAAGACAUUGACCAUGUAUUCUCUAUGUCUGUGUACUUAUAAACAGGACAAUGAACAUUAUUCUGACAAUUUCCAGUGAGCUCACAGGGUGAGACAUGUAUGUACAAGUAUGUCCGAGUAUAUGACAGUGUGUGUGUGUUUGUGUGGUCUGUGAUUGUUUUUACCCAGAGUCAUUGUUUUUGACAUUUUUGUAAUACACAUGUACUAAAGAACAUAAAACAUUUUACAAGUUUCA